Molecule: messenger RNA, 1068 nt
Organism: Gamsiella multidivaricata
Lineage: Eukaryota; Fungi; Mortierellomycota; Mortierellomycetes; Mortierellales; Mortierellaceae
Product: WD40-repeat-containing domain protein
Exons: 5
Coding region: 1-1068 (355 amino acids)
Biological process (GO): positive regulation of anaphase-promoting complex-dependent catabolic process; anaphase-promoting complex-dependent catabolic process; positive regulation of ubiquitin protein ligase activity
Cellular component (GO): anaphase-promoting complex
Molecular function (GO): protein binding; anaphase-promoting complex binding; ubiquitin ligase activator activity
Source: RefSeq, a predicted model, not a curated record
AUGCCCUUCGACUCGCCUUCACGACAAAUCUAUGCGCAAACGGUUGUGACGCAGGAGAGUCGUAAUAUCCUUCUUAGUCCCAAGAAGGCACCGCGGUUGAUCAGCAAAGUGCCCUUCAAAGUCCUGGAUGCACCUGAUCUGCGGGAUGACUUCUAUCUGAACCUGGUCGAUUGGUCGUCUCAAAACGUGCUGGGAGUUGGUUUAGGAAGCUGCGUCUAUCUCUGGAGUGCCCUAACAAGCAAGGUCACUCAACUCUGUGAUCUUGGCGAAAAUGACAGUGUUACCUCCAUCAACUGGAUCUCAAUGGGGUCGCAUUUGGCUGUCGGUACAGAUAAUGGGCUAAUUCAAAUCUGGGACGUACAGAACAGUCGGCGAGUCCGGACUAUGACCGGUCAUACCCAACGAGUCGGUGUUUUGGCAUGGAACGAUCAUAUUCUAACCUCUGGGAGUCGCGAUCGGCACAUCUAUCACCGCGAUGUGCGUUCGCACGAGAUGUGGCAGCACGAAUUGACGAGCCAUACCGGAGAGGUUUGCGGACUAAAAUGGAACAGCGCAGGAACGCAGCUCGCCAGUGGAGGCAACGACAACAAACUGAUGGUCUGGGAGAGGGACGCGCUCCGGCCGCUGUACAAGUUUAGAGAUCACAAUGCAGCUGUGAAGGCUAUCGAUUGGAACCCACACCAGUCUGGACUCCUAGCGAGCGGAGGCGGUACCGCCGAUCGACAUAUCCGAUUUUGGAACACAACUACCGGUGUAUCUGUUGGUGCCACGGACACAGGGUCGCAGGUAUGCAAUCUAGCAUGGUCCAAGACGACGAACGAGCUGGUCUCGACACAUGGAUACUCACAGAAUCAAGUGUUGGUGUGGAAAUACCCGAGCAUGCAGCAGAUCACUUCACUUUCCGGACAUUCAUAUCGUGUUCUGUACUUGGCCCUGUCUCCCGAUGGCCAGACGAUUGUCACAGGCGCCGGAGAUGAGACCCUACGAUUCUGGAACGUCUUCCAGAAGAGUCGGGCAGAAAGGCGAGAAGACGAUGGACUCUCUGGUGUCGUCGCGACAAUCCGUUAA